Messenger RNA from Debaryomyces fabryi, 1602 nucleotides. Its product is annotated as pepsin-like aspartic protease. Gene Ontology annotation, molecular function: aspartic-type endopeptidase activity. Gene Ontology annotation, biological process: proteolysis. The transcript has a single exon. The record is from RefSeq and is a predicted model, not a curated record. Bases 1 to 1602 code for a protein of 533 amino acids. Lineage: Eukaryota; Fungi; Ascomycota; Pichiomycetes; Serinales; Debaryomycetaceae.
AUGGACUUUAAGGUUUUGAGAGGGAAUGCUAAGAGAGAUAUACCAUUUGAUGAAAGACCCUAUGUUUCUAAGAGAGAUUCUACAGAAAUGGAAUUACGAAAUAGACAGACUUUCUACUUAGCUAACAUUGAGGUUGGCUCUAAUGAAGAUGAAAUUGGGGUUUUGGUUGAUACUGGAUCAUCAGAUUUAUGGGUUACGGCACAUGAUUCAAAUUGCGAAAGAUCAUUGUCCAAGAGGGAUAUACAAGUGGAUAGUAAGUUAACGAAAAUGAAGGAAGAUCUGAGCAGAAAGUAUCCUGAAGAUAAUAUCUACGAUGUGAAUCAAAAUGCAGCCGAAAGAAAAGGUACAACUUCAGAGAUAAGCCUUCGACCUGUAUGGAAUAUUAACCUCUCGGACUUAAACCUGGACAUUAGAAAUUCGGGAAGUAGUUACAUAGGAAAUGACCUCAAAAAUUUAAAAUCUUCAGAUAAUGAGUGUACAAGAUACGGAUCAUUCAGGUUUUCCGACUCUGACACCUUUAGCAGAAACCAGUCAGCCAAUAGGUUCUCGAUUAGUUAUGCGGAUGGAACAUAUGCACGCGGAUUUUGGGGUACUGAUAAUGUUAGUUUUGGCAAUAUAACUGUAAGGGAUUUAUCAUUUGCAGUUUCAAAUGACACAACUUCAGACAUUGGAAUAUUAGGUAUAGGACUUUCAGGACUAGAAACUACAUACUCCAAUCAGAAUGGAGGUAAUUAUCAAUACGAAAAUUUGCCAUUGAAAUUAAGAAAUCAAGGUGCUAUCAAUAAAGCAGCUUAUUCAAUUUACUUAGGUGACGAAGACUCAAGAACUGGCACUGUAUUAUUUGGAGCAGUCGAUUCUGCUAAGUACUCUGGUGAUUUGCAGACGGUGCAGAUUGUAAACUCCGCAAGAAAUUAUGGAUAUUCGGACCCUAUUAGAAUUGAAGUUAUUGUAAAUGGGAUUUCCUUAAAUGAUUCGAAUACUGAAGUGGAAAUAACUUCCAAUGAUUACACAGCUGUUUUGGAUACUGGGUCUACAUUUUCUUAUUUUCCUACUUCUCUUUUAAGUUCUCUUGGGGAAACCCUAAAUGGUCAGUUUUCAUCAUCUUUGGGGGCUUACAUUGUUGAUUGUAUUGAUAAUAAUUCUUAUUUCUUCAGUAUUGAUUUUAGUGGUGUUAGAAUAGAUGUACCUCUAACAAGUUUGAUUCAAAGAUAUAGCUAUAACCAAUGCUUUUUGAGUAUUUUAGAACAAUCAAAUUCUGAUUACAUAUUAUUUGGAGAUAAUGUAUUAAGAAGUGCAUAUCUCGUUAUUGAUUUGGAUGAUUUGGAAAUUUCUAUGGCGCAGGUUAGACAUACAACGGAGGAGGAUGUUGCAGUUAUUUCAUCUUCAGUUCCAAAUGCCGUACGCGCUCCAGGAUACUCGUCUACAUCUCUCCCGAGCUCAGUAGUAGAAUCAGAUAGCCCAGCUGGAACAUUUGGGAGUGGUUCUAAUUCCGGUGGAAGAAGUGGAAGAAGCUCCGGUGCUUCAAUGAAUAGGUUUUCCAAAGGUAAGGUUUAUGGAUUAUUUAUUGGAUUGAGUAUUACGGUACCUUUAUUCUUGUAUUAA